AUUUUUAGAGUGUAUUAUUGAAUUUUUUACUAUUUAUUUAUUUUUGUUAAUAUAAUCUUUGUAACAAAUGAAAAGCAUGAUCAGGAAGUAAUAAUUAUAAAAAUAUAGUUUAUCAUUUAUAAUUAGAUUGUAUCAUUAUAGGUAUUGCUAUAUGAAUGAAUAUUAUAAAUAAAUAAUACAAUUUCGCAGGAUUAAAACAUAAGUUAGCUAGUAGGUGAAUGUAGUCUUAUGUGUUUCUUAUUUUGAUUCUAUAUAUAUCGUAUGACACAUUAAGUAAUACAUUAGGUAUUAAAUACAUUAAGUAAUAUAAUUUAAUACGAAAAAUAAAUUUAGUAAAAACUGCUGUUUAUUUAAUUAAAAGUAUUAAUCAUGUUAAAAUCAAUUAUUUUUAUUUGUAUCAUUAUACAAUGUUUAAUUAAUUGUUCAUUAGUGUUGUGCAAUGAGGAUAAUAUUAUCUAUUCUGAAAUAAAUAUAAACAAUGAUUCAGAAUCCGGAUCUAAAAAGAAUGAUGAAUUUAAUGAAAGCAUGGAUCAAGAUACGCAUGACGAUGAUCUGAACCAAGUAGAAGACUUCAUUGAUCCACAUUCUUUUUUUUAUGAUAGAAAUAUUAAAAAAGUAAUAAUAGGGGAUACAGUAAUAUCUCCAAGUAUAGAUACAAGAUUAUCCAUGUCGGAUAAAAUAUCUAAUCAAGAAGAAGUAUUAAAAAAAUCUAUUGAAGAAUGUCAGAGGUUAAAAAUAUAUUACAUGAGAUUGAUUAAGAUGUUAUUGAUAAAUUCUAACUUAAAGAUGGGAAUGGAUGAUUUAUUAGAGGGACAUUUAUUAAUAAAAGGAACAAAAAUGCAAAUCGAAAAGCUUAUGAAAGUGGAAAUAGAAGAUUAUUCUCUAAAAGAAAUUGAUUUAAUCUUGAGUGAAAUUUUAUUAGAGCCUUCACGUGCUGAUGUUGUCUUAGAUACGAUCAACUUUAAUUGGAGUAUUCAAUCUGUGUUUAAUUUUAUAAAUAGCUAUACAGAUGUGAUUAUUGUUGCUUCCGGUACACUGUUUACCAUAAUAUUAUGCAGAACAAUGCCAUAUCAUCGUAUGAUUUUUUUUACCCUAGUUAUAGGUUUUUCAGUUAGCUAUACUAUGACUUAUUUGAAGUUAUUAAAGGAAGCUGAAUUCAAAUUUGUUGCAACUCAAGUUAAAUACACUGAAAUGCCUGCAAUUUGUAGACCACAUGAGAUGAGUGCGUUGGCAAGAAUAUCGUCAUACUUUCUUGGUGGUAGUAAUGAAUGCGAAAAAUAUUACGAAGCAAGAAUGUCUAAUCCAAAUCUGCAGGUAACACCUGCUUCAGUCUUAUCAGAACUUGUCUCCACGGUAUUAUUACAACCAGCUCCUAAAAUUGGACAAGCAAUGUCUGACUUUAUAAGUGGUUUAACCAGUGAUAUUCCUUGGGUUUCGGGACUUUUCAUAAAACCGUUACUAAUUAUAUUGCUUCCUAUAUUGAUGGUUAUAGGAAUUAUUUUUCUUAGAGUAAAAUCUUUUGAAUUUGGAUUUUUUAGAGGAUUAAGUUGUUCCUUUUCGGCACCUAGUACGAAUGCAUUACCUCAGGAUGAUGUUCAAAAAAGACAGACAAUUGAGCUAAUUCGCGAAGUUUUUGCGGAACUACCUGCAAAUAUUCCACGAAGAAUUACUACAAAUAACGAUUUACCUAAUGCCUUGCAAGUGAAAGAAAAUGAUAGUCCUGCGGACAAUGCUACCGAGAAACCUUGUAAAUUAAUGCCGGAUAAAUCUUUAAAUGAAUUGAAUUCUGCCGGCGGUGAUACAGAUCUAAAUAAUUUACUUUCUAAAGAAAGUGAAAAGAAAACUUGCAAAUGCGGAAAAAGUUUUGAAAUUAAUAAAGAGAUUGGAGGUGGUGAUGCUUAAAUGUUUAGCUGUGAAAUGUUUUUUUAAAUUGCUUAUAUUGUAAUAUUUAUUGCUAUUAACUUAAUUGCUGUUAAUACGUCUUACAAAUGUAUUAAACUAGUUUUAAAGAAAUAUUCUUAUAAAUUUGUAUUAAAAUAUUUAACACACAAAAAUGAUUUUAUAUUUUUAUUAUGAUAACGAUAAUCAAUAUUAAAAUAAUUUUGUUAUAUAAAG
Molecule: messenger RNA, 2115 nt
Organism: Polistes canadensis
Lineage: Eukaryota; Metazoa; Arthropoda; Insecta; Hymenoptera; Vespidae
Exons: 10
Coding region: 370-1902 (510 amino acids)
Cellular component (GO): membrane; endoplasmic reticulum
Molecular function (GO): chloride channel activity
Source: RefSeq, a predicted model, not a curated record